UAGUCCUGGAGGGCAAAAAAUCUUUAGAAAAAUCCCCAACAAAAUCUAGGUUUGCCUUUCUCCUCAGUCCUCUUCAUCUUAUCCUCUGUCCCUCCUCUAAACCCUUCUACUCGAAACCCUUCCUUAGAGAGGCAUAGAGAAAUGUCCUGUGCAAUCAAGCCAAUAAUAAAGCCUUCAUCCAUGGCAACUAACAGUUGCCUCAUUUCUCUUCCUCCCCUCUUUGCCACCACCACAAAAUCCAAAUCUUUUUCCUACCCACAUCUUUCAAACACAUUAAAACCCAUUAAACUCCUCCACCUUUCUUGCUCUUAUUCUCCUUCAUCACUUCCCUUUAUCUUAUCCCUCAAAAAGAAAACAUCAGUUUCUGCACUGCAAGAAGAAGAAAACACCCUUAUACUUGACGGCCAAGAACAGGAAUCUGGAGACUUGUUUAACUUUGAAGCUAGUGGUGAAGAAACAGAAGAAGAAGGGUUUGUAGAGGCAGUUGAAGAUGCUGGGGAGAGUGAUGAGGUUGAAGCAGAAGAGGAGGAGGAGGAGUUUCAAGAACCACCUGAAGAUGCUAAGUUGUUUGUUGGGAAUUUACCUUAUGAUGUAGACAGUGAAGGGCUGGCUCGGCUUUUUGAGCAGGCUGGUGUUGUUGAGAUUGCUGAG
This is a messenger RNA of Nicotiana tabacum (common tobacco), 651 nucleotides long. NCBI's taxonomy places the organism in Eukaryota, Viridiplantae, Streptophyta, Magnoliopsida, Solanales, Solanaceae. The record is from RefSeq and is a predicted model, not a curated record.